Atta colombica is the source of this 7157-nucleotide messenger RNA. RefSeq names its product regulating synaptic membrane exocytosis protein 2 (gene Rim). The record is from RefSeq and is a predicted model, not a curated record. Lineage: Eukaryota; Metazoa; Arthropoda; Insecta; Hymenoptera; Formicidae. Gene Ontology annotation, molecular function: transmembrane transporter binding; small GTPase binding. Gene Ontology annotation, biological process: intracellular protein transport; calcium ion-regulated exocytosis of neurotransmitter; regulation of membrane potential. The transcript has 24 exons. The coding region runs from base 213 to 6692 and encodes 2159 amino acids. Gene Ontology annotation, cellular component: presynaptic membrane; cytoskeleton of presynaptic active zone.
UUAUGUAGUCGUAGAAGGUUAUUAUAUAUUGUCUCGGUCAUUAUAUCCAGUAACGAAAGUCGUCGUGGAAGAGGCGCGUCUAGGGUGCAGCCCCAUCGGAGCAACGUUAACGUCCCGUCGACGUCGACGUCGUCGGUGGUGCGCCGGCCUGCCUAUCCGCGUCAUAUCCACGUCGCAUACCCCGUGCACGCGCAUACAUUGCCAACACCGUGAUGGCGGAGGCACUACCUCAGCCCGACAUGUCGCACCUCACCCCCGAGGAGAGACGCAUCAUAGAGGGUGUUUUAAUGCGCCAAAAGGAGGAGGAGGAACAGGAUCAUGAGAUUAUGAGACGAAAGCAAGAUGAGGUGCAGACUCUCGAAGAAACAAUACGGAUGCGUUCGGAGAAACACAAAAAGGCCGGGGUUGAACUUAACGCCACAUGUCACAUAUGCCUGAAAACCAAGUUUGCCGACGGUAUCGGUCACAUCUGCACCUAUUGCAAAACUCGAUGCUGCGCACGCUGCAGCGGAAAGGUCACUUUACGGUCAACCAAGGUGGUAUGGAUGUGCGUACUUUGCAAGAAGAAGCAAGAACUUCUUUCGAAGACCGGACAAUGGAUGACGAGGCCGGGCCUCGCCGUGGACAACGCGAUGAUGCGGCAAAUGCAGGAAGACUUGCAGGUGGGUGGUCGUCAGGGACUCGCGGACCAAACUCGAGAUAAAAGACCGAAACUCGAGAGGGCGCACAGCGCGGCUGAGAAAGAGAAUUUGCCGUUAUUACAGAGAAGCGGAAACUGUCCUCUCAGGAGACAGUACUCCCAGCAAGAGCAGAUUUCCGGUCGCCGGAUGUCCACAAGCGACAGUGGGGUAGAAAUGUCUGUUUCACCUCACGCGAGAACUUUACCGACACCCCACGUGGUUGGUUCUUACCCGAUGCAACAAACUCCGAGGCAUCCUGCAGUCUAUCCUGACGACGAUCCCAAUUUAUACCGAGGCGAACUUGAUGGUUUGAUGAAACAACAUCCGCAAAACUAUUCGAGACAACGAUUGACUUAUCAAGAUCAGGGUACAGACCUCGGAAUGACUUACGGCCAGACACCAAUGGAGACUGGCUCCGUUCGUUCUGCAAUGCAUCCCUCGCAGCAUUCGUUGCAUCAGACGCAGGGCGGACGUUCUGCUCAACCUACGUCAACAGUGGGCGUCACGCAACAAAGAAGUUUCAGUAGCAGCGAGGAAGAGCGAAGCACACCGGAGUGCGCCAGUGACGAGCCGGACGAAUCGGAGAAGGGGCAAAAGCCGCUGCCACUAGGGAUGACUUCCAGGGGUACGCGGGAGAAGGCGGCAGACAGAAUGAAUCGGCAAUUCCCCGCGCAUCCAUUAUCCUGGCAAGCGAGUGAGGACGGUCAGAAGAUCAUCGGCCACAUGGUUUUACGAAAAUCGGCCGGCUCCGGAAGCUGUAGUAGUAUACUCGGACUAAAAGUUGUCGGUGGCAAACUAUUAGAAGAUGGUUCCAUGGGCGCUCUGAUCGAGAAAGUGAAAAAGGGUAGCACGGCGGAUGUAGAAGGUCAACUUAGACCCGGUGACGAGGUGAUCGCAUGGAAUGGAAGGUCCCUUCAAGGCAAAAGCUUCCGGGAGGUUUACGACAUCAUCGCCGAAUCGAGGUUGGAGCCACAGAUUGAGCUCAUAGUUGAGAGAAAGUUGUCGACAACGGGCAUGGCGCCUGCAGGACCGGGCCCAUCGACGCCCAUGACGUCCAGGAGAAUCGUUGCUCAGAGUCAGUGGAGACAGAAACAUGAAACCAUCUCUGGACCUCCGACGCCGCAUCACAAAGGUCUUAAGAAAUGCUUACUAUGGGAAUUGUACGACGCGAGGCGUGAGAAACCCUCGGUUUUAGUGACGUCGCCGGGCUCGCCGGACCUGUACGCCCAAGGACGCAGUCGACACUCCCGAAAUCCGACUGGAAAUGCGAACGUGGGCGGCAGCAUCCAGGUAAAGCUGGGCUUCGAUCCCGUGGGACUUCAGCUGAUCGUCACGAUAAUAUGCGCCGCGGGACUCACUCCAAAGAGCAACGGCCAACCUAGAAACCCUUAUGCCAAAGUUUUUCUGCUUCCUGACAAAAGCGAAAAAUCGAAACGACGUACGAAGACUGUGGCAAACACGAACGAUCCCAGAUGGAAUCAGACUUUCGUUUAUAAUGGAGUCAGACGUUCGGACCUGAGGAAGAGAGCACUGGAGAUUACGGUGUGGGACUACGCUAGAUACGAGGCGAACGAUUUCCUCGGCGAGGCUGUCCUGGAAUUGGCAGUAUGUCUCCUGGACGAAGAACCAGAAUGGCAUUCUCUGACCGCUCACGGAGAACACCGGCACGUUAGGCAUUACCAAGAUGAUGACAUGAUAGAUUGUCAUCUUAGUCCGCCAUCGACCACCUCGAGAUUAAGUGACUCCGACACCUCGGAGUGCGACAUUACGGAUUGCGACGUGUCUAGAGAACAGAGGAGAACGGCUGACGGUGCCAGCAUAAGCAGUAUUGGCAGUUCCUCUAGGUUUCAUAAUAUGCCGUCAAAUUAUAAGCGCCACUAUUCUAGCCCACCGCCGGAGAGGGAACUCUGCAUCGAUGGUGAGCAUCGGAGUCGAAGAGAUAUGUCACCUCAGGGACGCAAAAGGGCAGCCCUGAUGAUUUCUCGUGACCAACCCGCUACUAUCAGCUCGAGUUACCAGACAUAUCGUAAGGAGGAGAUCCAUCGGGGAAUGAUGGGUCACAGGUCGCACAGCGCGGCACCUAUGGAUUCUCCAAGCAUUAGAUAUCGAGGAAGGUCUCAGAGUCCCACCGGUCACCGUUCCUUGUCUCCACCCGAGCAUAGAUCCAUUCCCUAUUCGCACGGAUACGUUCAUACGACGAGAUUCGGCUCGAGAUCGGCGACCGCCACACCUACUGGAUCGCCAAAGAAACGUCAGCUACCUCAAAUCCCGGCAGCUUUAAAGGAAAGAGUCACACAAGAUUUUGAGGAACGAGCAAGAUUCAUGAGACAUCGCAACAGACAGUCGAUAUACAGAAGCACGGGCUGGGAAAGGCAUUAUAGUGGCCUUUCGGACUCGGAUCUUCCUUCAAUCGGACACGAUCCAUUAACAUUGUCACACAGUCACGCUCACAGAAUGCACAGGCCGAGGAGGGGGCAUUUAAGUCCCGACAAAGAUAUAUUGGGUGAUCUUGGAGAUUCUGACAUGGAAAGCAUAGCUUCGGUAACGAGCAGUGCCUUUAGUACGCAAUCGGAACGACCACGUGGAUCAAGAGCGCUAAUGCCAGAGACCGUCGGUCUGCUAUCGCGCCGGGCCAAGAGUUUCGAGUACGAGAGCAUUUCGAGCAACAUAUUCAGCGACGACAGUCUCAGGACGGCCAGAAGAAAACUCAAGCGGAAUCUCUCUCUCAGCGACGCCGGGUAUGGUGACAAGAUACCUGCGCUGGACGAUCAGAGCAAAUCCUACUACGAUUCUAACGGUGACGACAAAGUGCCUACGAGUCUCACGAAUAAAGAGACAAAUUACGAUUUUCUGCUCGAUCAGGACCACAAAUCGUUUUAUGGAUAUGACUCGGAAUUUAAUUGUGGCGAAACGGAGAUUUACGUUCCAAGUUUCGACAAGCAGAAUACUGAGACUGACAAUUAUCAAGCUUCUUAUAGUUCUCAUUUAACGGAGGACAAUGGUCUCUUCAGUGACAACGGCCAUGCUAAUCUCAGGAAUGUUCUGAAUAAGGAUGAUACUAGUAAGAAAAAAUAUAUGGAUGGAAGUUACUUGAAUCACGACACCUCGUAUAUUAGGGAUAUAUCUCCAGGAACAAGAAUUAAGAAAGUAGAUACCGAUCUUCGUACUUCGAUUGGUGAUAUCUAUAGUAAUAUUGAGGAAGCUUUUUCAUCUAGUAAAAAAAAUUAUGAUGGUGAUAUUCUCGCGAGAUCCGUCACAAAAAUCAACGAUGACACAAAAUCCACCAACAUGAAUGAGUGGAUGUCGAAGGACAUAAAAGGUGUCCUGCGGCAUGGAGCAACUGGUCGUUCUUAUCAAGAGGAUAGGUAUAAGACUCGCGAGAACUGGGACGCUGAUUACGACGAAGGAUUUAUAGACCGGGAAAAGGACUACGAACAGAAGCAGUUUAGUUACCUAGACAAAGGCAUUUGUGCCUUAAGAACUAGUGGAUCAGUGCGCGAAGGUGAAUAUUUUCAUGAUGUAACGAAACGUUCUUGUGCUGUUCAGGGAAAAUGUUAUGCACUAUCUGAUGAUGAUGACAAAAAGUUCACGAUGAACGAUUACAUCAGUUUUCGUUCGUCCGACGACUAUGAUUAUUGGACUACGCACAGUAAGGCGGAAACAUACGAGGAUGGAUUUGUGCCGCGAAGACGAAGGCGAAGAAGUAGGAGAGGUAGUAGAGAUGGAGGCACAAGUGACUACGAGACCCUGCCACGGAUCAGAGACGUGUCAGGUGCUCAAUCGAGAAUGGAGAGCAAGAAAUUGAUGACAAUCCAACGUACGGAGUCCACGCCGACCCUACACUCAGACGAAGACGUGAACUUGCUUGCAGACCGUGCCAGACGUAUGUAUCGUCGCAAGCGAAACAGCAGUUGUCCAGAGAGUAGAGAUUUACGAAUGUAUGGUCCGCGAGGAAACGGUGAGAGAACUGUAUUGGAGUCUGACGAGGAGUUCGGAUCGAUGGAGACGGUAGUCGGCGCUGAUUAUUUCCGUCGUACUUCGGGCUACGUGGCGAACGCUAGAGCAAACGACGGCAUUAGAUCGGGCUUCUUUGACGCGGAACAAGAUCGUGAUAGCUACUUAGAUGCAAGAUAUGAUCAUGAGGACCGAUAUCAGGAUCGCAGUUAUCCGAUGGCACGCGGGCUAGUUAGGUCAGGGUCGCAACGUUCUUCGAAUCGCGAUGCGCGAUAUGUAUCGCGCGCUAGGCGUAAGAGUAGUUGCCCGGAGUGUCGUGAGCUAGCACUGUCCUCCUCGGAGUUAGGUAGGUCGGGAUCGCUAUCGCGAAAGGGCGACGAUCUUCGGCAUUCAUCGUUAGAGACGAAGCAUAGAUAUCGUAGGCGGAACAGCAGCUGUCCGGAGGCUAGGGAUCUCGAAAUGCUCGAGAAGAGGCAGCGUCAGCAAUUCAUGCAGCUCCAUCAGCAGCAACCGCAGCGGCUUUCAAGUCAGCAGUAUCAGCAGCAACCGCAGCAACAACGGCAACAUCAGCAACAGCAAGCGCAGCACCAGCAACCGCAGGGAAGUAGUAAGAGGAACGUGGCGAUCAGCGACACCCUCGAGUACUACGAGUACUCGAUGGAGAGCGAGAGCCAGUGCAGCGAGAACUGCGGAUUUGGCCCGUGCGAUCCGCGUAGGCCCCGUAACCGAGCACCCCGCCCUGGUAACGCUAAUUCGAGUCUCUUUGAUUCCCAAACCGCUACCUCCGACACUGCUAAAAACUACCACCCACGGAUCGACGAUCAUCACCACCAACACCCACAAAACACGAAAACGUCGCCGCUCACCAAUGUCGCCGAUGUGGCGUCGACGUUUCUGCCACCGUUGCCGCCGUCAUCCUUGUCGUCCGCUCGACGACGAUCCCGAAAAAAAUCCGCUUACGACGUCGUCGCCGCCGUCGCCGAUCGUCGCGACGACGACGACGCUCGGAAUCGUCGUUCUUCAUCUAUGCCCGAAAGCAGCGAGUACACCAGUCAGUCGAGCUCGUACGAGAAGACGUCCAGACGCCAGGUCACCGACAAUGGCCAUGACGAACACGAUAAGAGAAGUCAGUUCACCAGAAGUCUCAGUAAUGCUGAUGUGCCGCAGGAUGAGAAAGACACGGGUAGUUUCAGCGAUACUGCGAUUGCAUUGAACGUUGAAGAAGCAGCGAGGAGAGGUCGUAAGAGCUCGCCAGGAAGUAAAAGCGGAAGUGGCAGCAGUAGCGGAAGCGCAGUGCAGUACCAAGCGGGUUUGGGCAAGAAGAGCAAUAGUACCAGCCAAUUAUCUGCGACAGAGUGCGGCGGGAUGUUCAUCAGCAUUGGUGGAAGUGCCGGCGCCGUGGCACGCGGUGCCGGCUUAUCGAACCGGAAACGUAACAGCACGCCGUGCAGCAUACAACGAUCCGAGGAGAUCAUGCCGGCCUACCAGCGCUUUGACAACAAAGGAUCCGCAGCCAGCGAUACCGCCGGAAGUCUCAACUCGAUUUCUAGUUCCGAAGGAAGCUCUUGGUCUCCCAGUCUGCGAAUGGCAGGCGACGGGCAGUUGAGAAAUUUCAUUGAAGAUCUCGGACCAGGCCAAGUGGUCGGAAGACAAGCACUCGCUACCCAUUGCCUCGGCGAAAUUCAACUGUCGUUGAGCCAUACGAAGGGUUAUCUUGAAGUAGAGGUCAUACGUGCCAAAGAACUCAAAGCGAAACAAGGCAGUAAAGUAAUUCCAGCUUCUUACGUGAAGUUGUAUCUGGUGAACGGUAAAAGAUGUAUAGAGAAAGCGAAAACCACGACGGCCAGAAAAACGCUGGAUCCAUUCUAUGGUUCGCAAUUAUUGGCUUUCAAAGAAAACUGCCGAGGUUGUAUAUUACAGGUGACAGUAUGGGGAGACUACGGUCGGAUAGAGGGAAAAAAAGUGUUCAUGGGUAUUGCACAGAUCAUACUGGAUGAGCUGGACCUCAAUCAGAUGGUGAUCGGAUGGUACAAGCUGUUUGACACCCAAGCCCUGUGAAAACAAAUUAAAUCAAGCAAGUUCAGGAUAGAUGUGAACUCAAAUGUGGUGUACUAGAUAAAUAAGAUGUGAAACGGUCAAUGACACUCGUUUUCAGUGAAUCUAAUCUGGUUAAGUGAAUAAUGAAAUUCAUGAACACAGUGAGAAAUAUGCGAUAAAUGGAUACGGACUUCAUUUAAACGGCAUGUGAGAGAUUUAAAGUAUUGAGACAUUCCAAAUAAGAAGAUAUUUCCAAACUUUGUAUAUAAUUUAGGACAGUUCAAGUAUGUCGAUCUCCGAAAUGAUCGGCUAAAAGACAUUUAUCGUUGUCAAAUUUUUAGUCAAAAAUGUCACCGUCAGAGCAUAUAUUAUUUAAUGUAAAUAUUAUAAUAACACUGAUAUGAGAAUUUGCGAUAUGUGCGCGCAAGUUUGAAUGGAUAAUAACAUUUACUUUAUAUUCUCGUUGACUUUCUACGAGGAUUGUCA